Molecule: messenger RNA, 956 nt
Organism: Aedes albopictus (Asian tiger mosquito)
Lineage: Eukaryota; Metazoa; Arthropoda; Insecta; Diptera; Culicidae
Exons: 3
Coding region: 76-774 (232 amino acids)
Source: RefSeq, a predicted model, not a curated record
ACUUAUCAAGGCAUUGUAUAAGUUUAGCUCCUGACUUUUGAUCCAAAAUAUAGCGAAACAAAUAAUUUUGUAAAAAUGAUGAAAUUUGUAGCUGUUCUCGUAGUUCUUUUUGGAAUCAGUGCAGGAUAUUCAAUUCCUAGACAUAAUGCUUAUUUGAAUUAUCAACAACCAACGGGCUACAGAACGAUCCAGCGUUCUAUGUAUGGAGUGCAGUUCAGGAACCAACAAUUCCGGAAUCAACGUGUAACUGAUUUUGAUGCUGGCAUGCACCCAUAUGACUGCCAACACACAGAUUUCGACAAUGCUGAGCUGCCUGUCCAAGAUCCCAACGUAGAAUCAGUAGCUGACGCGUAUCCUUCAGAACCGCUCCCGGUAGAGGAAGAGUCACAUCAGGAUGCCCCCGUAGUUUACGAAGACGAAGUUGAAGAGCCAAUCGAGGAUGAGCCAUCAGCUGCUCCAGCUGUGCCAGCAGUAGCUUCAGCUGCGGCCCCAGAAAACAAGAAGAAGACGGUUCCUGCUCGUGCCAGCUCGGGUGAAGAAGAGAAUCAGGAUGCUCCUACCGGACUGGGUUCUAUUGGUUCUGCUUUCUUUCCAAUUAACUUCGGAAGUGCGAGUGGUGGAUCCAUUGCAAUUGCCAACUCGCACAGCACUGGAAAAGGAGGAUCAGCCACCAGUACUGCCACUGCUUAUGGAAGCCCAGUCACUGCUGAACUGAGAAGGACUUCUGCUAGCCAGUUGAGAAAGAGGCCCACUAAGCUACGCAACAGACAGUGAAAUAUUGGUAAUAUUAGUAAUAAUUGUAAAAAUUUGAUUGAUUUCAUAGUUAAUAAGCAUAGUCCAACAUGUAUAUUUAUUACAUAGGAAUUUGAAAUGUAAUAUACCUGAUAUUAUCUUCGAGCAUUACAUGAGUUGUAAUCGAAAUAAAUAAAGCCUGAUAUGUUUAACAUUUAAUUUUA